AUACACUAUACUCCUUUGAGGAAAUAGUAGAUUAUACCAAGACAUGAUCAUAUCGUCUAUAAAAAAUGCAUAUCGUAUAUUUCCUCCAAAGUGCUUCAGAAUCACCACCUCUAUAUAUCCAUCAUCGCGUUUUGUAUGCUGUGUUUUGAGUUUUGUUCCCUCUAGAGUGCUUCAACUUUGGGAAUCGGUAUCAAAGGGUUUUGUUUACUCUCCUUCGUUUUCUUUCAUGGUGCGCCUCACGCAGAAAUUAGAGAGUGCAGAUUUGUCUCUCUUCAGAAAUAAUACGGCAUCAGAUGAAACUCUGCGUCGUCGCCAAGUCGUUCACAAUGCUGCUCUGCUUCGCCAAGUUCAGGAUGCUGCUCUGCGUAGCCAAGUUCCACUAUCUCGCCCUGACCAAAAUGUGUCCCGUCGGGCUCAUUUUGGCAUUCCGGGUCCCACCCAUGGUUCUCUCCCUCUCCCUCGAGAGGUAAAUGAACCAAAGGGCAAUCUCUCGAAGUUGGUGGGUUGUUUCUCUGCCGAGAAAGUGGGAUGCGCAUUUACUGAACUAUAUUACCGAGUUCUAUAUCAACGCCCUGAAGAUUUACACGAGUUUUAUAUGGAUUCAAGUGUUGCUGGCUGGGAAGGAAAAGAUGGUGUUGUGCAUUCAGUAACAACAAUGAAAGGAAUAAACGAUAUGAUCAUGUCUUCAGAUUACAAGGAUUCCAGCAUGGAGCUGAAGAGUGUUUAUGCCCAAAAUUCUUUAGAAGGACAUAUUAUUCUGGUGGUUACCGGAAACUUGACCGGAAAAGAUGGCUUGACAAGAACAUUUAGCCAUACUUUUCUUCUUGAAAGACACAAGAGGCGGUUUCCUUAUAUGAAUCCAUCGUCCAGUGAAUCAGAAAAAAAUGGCAUUUUCAUCUUGAAUGAUAUUCUGCGGUUUCCUAAUACUCAUCCAUCGACCCAUGAAUCUCAAAAUCGGUCUGUCCUUGAAGCAUCAGAAGCUCCUUCGUCCACCAAUUCCGAUGUUGAGGCUCCUAAGAAAACAUGCACAAAGGCAGAAGCAAAUGUUGCCACUAUUGAGUCUAUACUCAAUCCAUCAAGUGAGAAGAUAGAAAUUAAAUCACUUCCAAAACCUUCCGUUGUUAAUUCUAAGGAAACUAUCCCCAAGACCACCUAUCCUGAAAAGCUGUCAAAAGAGAGCAAGUGUCCUGAUGCUCCUCCCGUCCAAAUUGUAAGAGUUUCUGCAGGUGAUGGAACAGACCCACAAGCCCCUACCGGAAAUGAUGAUUUAGUCAAGGAAAUGAGUUUGCAUUCCAACAGUGUGGGGUCCAAUACUUCUCCAGUUCAAAUCACAACAUUUCCUUCCCUUCCUAAGAGUAUAGUAGUCAAUGAAGAUCUGACCCUGUCACUAGUGCCUCGCAUCAAGUUGAAUUUCACGUUUGGCUGCAUUCAGGGUUUCAAGGGUGAGGGUGUGGAUGAGCUUUAUGUCAAACUUCUUAUCUCAAAUGCUUUCCACUGUCGCGAACUGUGUCCCACACCCCUCAAAGUUCCAUACAAGGACAUCCAUUGCCGCCUACUAUUUCCAUUCAAAAGGACAGUUAAUGAUAAGAUGUGGGUUUUAGCAGAUGGUUGCUUGUUUUUUAGGGAUAGCAGACUGGUAUUCGAGGAAUUCCGUAUGGGACUGAGAGAGCACUUACUCAAGUAUCUGAGCACAUACUCAACAUCAGGCUUUGAUGCAGAUGUCUAUCAAGUUAAGCUGUCCCUACCACCUGAAGAAGAUCCUGAUCAAAUGAUGGCUUCUAUUUUAAACAGUUCCCGAGUAGCUGAUAAUCCAGAGCCAUGCACUCUCAACAUUAAGGCUUUGCCACAAUGGUUUGCUGAACAACCCGCCUCACUACGCAUCUUUCUAGAGACUAUGGGUGUUGUGAGGGGUUUUAAUGCUGACGGCAAUGGAAUCACGGUUGAAUACGAAGAUUGUUACAAAGCAUUAAAAUCGUUGUGCGGGUGUUCAUUGGAACUGAGGAGGGCUGUAGAAGGCCCGUCUGUUGUUGACUAUGUUCUCACAUGGAAGACAAAGAGGGUCUUGGAGGGAGGCAACCCCACCUUCGUUUCUCCACCCUUGAAGAAACCAUGUCUCAUGGUAGAAAAAUUGGAUACUAGUAGAGCGCUAUAAUCCCUAUAAUUGAGGAGAACCCUCAAAAGUGGUGGGCAUCCAUCAACUGCUUUCCAAAAAACAAAUUGAACUUUGCUUUUCACUUAAGAGAAAACAAUUUUCUUCACCCUCCAAGCUCACUAUCUAAAUGCUCACAUGCCCUUGUAGGUUUUAAAUAAGUAGGAAUAAAUAUGUAACAAUUUUGAUAGUGACUGAAACUCUUUAUUAAUACUCAUCUUAUCAUAUCAGUAUUGCACACUACUGACACUAGUAUUCAAUUAAAUGUCACAUUUUCUGC
This is a messenger RNA of Cuscuta epithymum, 2429 nucleotides long. Lineage: Eukaryota; Viridiplantae; Streptophyta; Magnoliopsida; Solanales; Convolvulaceae. The record is from the annotation of a GenBank genome assembly.